This is a messenger RNA of Rodentolepis nana, 3936 nucleotides long. NCBI's taxonomy places the organism in Eukaryota, Metazoa, Platyhelminthes, Cestoda, Cyclophyllidea, Hymenolepididae. The record is from the annotation of a GenBank genome assembly.
AUGACCGGAGAAGUUAGUCUCGAUCAAGUAAUUGAUUAUCUCAAGAAGAUAUUCUCUCCAAAUGUAUCCAAUGUGGAGCGUAAUCACUAUUACCAAGUUACAGAGUCCUACAAGGACCAUUUAUUUAAGCUUGAAGAUCUUAAUACGCUCUGUUCUUCUGAUCAAGAGCCACCUGUAGUUAUAUUUGGCUUAAAUUGUCUCGAACAUAAAGUGAAACGAACAUGGGCAAAUUUAUCUUCUGAAGAGAAACAGGCUGUUCGACAAUGUGUCUGCUGCUUCGUAACUAACUUUGAAAAUAUGGUUUGUCGCAAUAGCGAAGGUAACGCUGUAUGCUUGGUAAUUGCUCAAAUAAUGGUGCAUUUAAUUAAAUGUGAAUGGCCUCAGCAGUGGCCUAAUAUGGUUCCGGAACUUAUUUCCCUUGGACAAGCUGGGAAUCUCCAAGCUCUUGUUGUGUUCGACAUAUUCCGUCGUCUUUCGGAGGAUAUUCUCUUCUUUCAAGAUGUUCCACUUAAACGACGUCGUGAAUUGAGCACUGCACUAGCGGAUAACCUUCAACAAAUCUCCAAUUUCACUCUUGAUUGCAUUUAUUCUGCCGUAAAGUUGCAUUCCUCUCAGAAUAGAGACUUCGAUGAUGAUACUACUCGGUGUCUGCGUUCCGGCCUCUUUUUGCUCACAGCUCUUUAUGAGUGGUGCCAUCUCAAGCCCCUCUUUGAAUGGAAUCCAUCUGAUCAAAUGACACCUAAUUCUUUCAAAAUCUCUCCUUCCAUUAGCCUUUUUCUCUUUCUUCUUCGCCUGCCAAAUUUACGAACUGCCACUGCAGAGUUUUUGAUCGUUUUACUGACCAAAAAGCAGCCCAUCACAGGCGGGAAUAAAGCAAAUGAUUCGGUUCCAGCUUAUCAGCGUUUCUAUUCAGCUAAUGGUGAAAAUCCUAUCGAAACAAUUCUUGAAAUCUCUCAAGCUGCCUUUGCCACCUCAGAUUUUGAAGAACCACUUUGCAUUUUUAUGCAUCGCUGGAGUGAAUUCAUAUCUCGACUUGGUGUUCUUGUAGUGGAGGACUGGAAAAAAUUUGAAAUUAAUGGAAGGCAAUCUUUGCAAGCCUUUGACCUUCUUAUUCAAGCGAAUGUGCUUGCAAUUAGUCAUCCAUCUAGGCUAUUUAUCAACCAAGCUCGUGGGUUUUUCAAAUCAAUUCUUUCUUCUUCGGAAUCUUCAGUCAUUACGUUGCUUGCUAAACAUAUGCCGAAACUUUUACUCAUUUGGAUGGAUUGUAUGGUUCUGGAACCGUUUCCAAGUUCAAACUACCCAUUGUCUUCGUGGAUACACGCUACUUAUGAAAAGGAUCAUUAUUCGGCUAAAAUGGCAGAAAUGAGAGCUUUUUUGAAGUCAAAUUGUCUUUACCUUGCGGCCUCGAUCUGGCCCGCGGAAGUAAUUGGUUACUUAAUUGAGUGGCACAAGCGUUGCUUGAGUCUUUCUCCUCAGCUGAGUGAUCUAGUUAUCCCCGGAUAUCCCUUUGUCAAACAGUCAUCCUCCCUUGUGCAACAAUGGGAAGGCUUAAACUUCGCAAUGGAGAAGACAGUCGCCUGUGCUUGUUCAAGCGAUGACAACGUCGCCAUUUCACAGCCUCCAGAUAAAGUUGCUGUACGCAACACUCUUCUCAUCCACCUUCGAGAUUGUUUCAACGCUGCCUCUUCAAAUCUCCCCGAGGAUCCAGGGAUCAGGGAGUGGUAUCUGGGUGUCCUUCACACCAUGGUCAUGGCUUGCCCGGAGGCUGCAAAGGAAUUCUCUCUCAAAUUGCUUAUGAUGGAAUUCACCAGUUUGAGAUAUAACCCUAAGGCGCCAGUUCCUGCGGGUAAAUCUGCCCUUGUUCCGCCUUCCCAGUUGCUUAGUUUAAUCAAUCUCCGCUCUCCAGUUGUCCGAGAUCUCCACACAUCUAUUGGGAUCAAUAUUCUCCGUCUUGUUCGAUCGCAGCCCGCUGCCAUGCUACCAUAUUUUGAUUCCUUCUGUUCGGAGCUUAGUGAUAUUUGGACGAAUCGACAUGGUGGAUUGUCCGAGCAGUGUUUACUUCUUGAAGUGGUUGUCUUCCUUGCACUUCGUCUACCAUGCAGUUAUGCAGAACAAAAAGACAAGCUCUCAAGCAUACUUUCUGGAAUUCUUUCCGACUGGUCUAACCCGCAGAGCUUUCUUGUGGCUUUCAGUCUAGAAGAGAGUGAACAAGGAACUAAAGGAGGCCUACUUCAACUCCUUGAAUACUUUGGAUUUACACAAGACAUAGAGUUAGUUAAACGAAAUACUGAUUGCUUAGUCGAAAGGGAGGUGACUCGAUUACAGCUUCAAUGGACUUCUUCGGCCACAGCGUCUAUUUUGAAGAGACUUCGCGAGACACUUUCUGAAGAACAGUGUGAGAAUGUCGCUAUGCCUCUUAUUGAGUCACUCACCAGCCCAGCAUUCAAUUUGCUCAAAGUACUGCAUAAUCUAUGGUUGCCUGAGACACUUCAAAAAUGUCAUCCUUCUACGCAUUCGCUAUUUAGUGUAAAUCGCGCCGAUAAACUUCAAUUGACUAAAACAGAUCUCAAAAUUUCAGAUGUGAAACAGUCAGAUGAGGCGAAAACUCGCUUUCCAGUACUUCUCUUUUGUAACCGAAUAACAUCAGACUACCAGGAUCUGACGCAAACAUAUCCCUCUAAAUUACAAUCCUUUUUAGUUCAACUCUACACCAGCAGUCUAGAUAUUUGCAAAUCGAUAUUGAUGAUUUCUGCAUCAAAAAUCUAUGCUAUGUCAACUGAAAAAUUGGGCAACCUCCUUUGCAAUUAUCUCUGUCCUGAUUUGCUCGGAAUGCCGGACUUCAGGCAACUUCAACUUUUGCGUGGUAUGAUUAUUCCAUACGUCGAGUUCUGUCCAGCGCAGUACAUAGGCAUUGCCCUUGUUCCUCUUAUGCCCUACGUUCUUGAUGCCCUGUAUCAAAAGGUUAGUAAAAGUUGGGCUGCGGUCAAGGUUGCUGAUCAAGAUGAAGUUGACGAUGAAGAAGCUUUAGAGGAGAUUUUUACUGAAGAAACUGUCCGGACACUUGCGGCAAAAGUUCUCGACCUCACUCGUCUUCUGCUGGCAUUCACCGGUUCUGCUUCAAGGAAACCGACAGACUCUGCUGAAAUGGCAAUAGGUGGGGGGGCUGGAGAAUUUGAAAGUACAGAAAUGGACGAGGAACCAGAAGAUACCCAACAGCAGGAGAGCUCUCAAACAGGUUCUUUGAAUGCUUCCUUUGGACCGGUCGCUUCUUCUCUUUUCCUCUCCAAUACAAGUGGCGCCAAUGGAGAAAUGCUGUUGAGAUUCUCAUCAUGGUUGAUUGCGGCUAUUAGUUGGCCAGACAGCAAAGUCUGUGCUAAAGCUGCUCAAUUGUUGGUCAAAAUUAUCGACUAUGCCCUUCGCAGGUCCACUCCAAACACUGCCCUACUCCUACCGCCUAAUCUCGCAAGCGAAUUACUGAUUGGUGGAAUAAGGGCGUUGCAGAUCAAUGGGCACAAUCUCCCGGAUGUUGGUUCAGCUGUUUUCAAUUUAAUUGGUCGUGCGAUGCUGUUGAUCGAAGGUGGCGUGGAGGCGGCUAACCUGCAUCUUGCUCCAGUUCUUCUCUCCGCUUUAAAUAGUUGCCAAAACAAUGGACAAAAUAAUCAAUAUGUGGAUGACAUUAAGAAAUAUAUCCAAAUCGUCUUUAAUCCAGUCAAACCGCCUACAGAGAAGGUACUUAGAGAUCGAUCGAAGUCUCUACUUCAACCGAUUAUUGGAGUACCUGUUGCAGAGAAAUUCAAGGAGUCUCUAUCAAUCAGCACCCUUGCACCCCUCACUCGACCGAGUAUGAAUUCAAAACGAGGUCAGAGACGACGCGGAAGUGACGAGAGAAGUGAAAUUGUGGCCCUGGCAUUGGCAGACCUUUUCGGAGUGGACUGA